UUGUUAGGGAGAGCUACAUCCCACCGUUUCUGGGUCAAUCGAAAUCAUGCACACUAGCACUACUAGUAGACUGCUUUAACAUACGACUUAUUCACAUUGUUUUCUCGCGAGAUAUCAGUUUUUUCCCAGCAGUGCCUUAAACAGUUUUUCUUCCUAUUAACGGGCGCGCGCGCUGUCGUAGUAAUAGGCGGAGGAAAAAAAAGCCGGCAUAGUGAACGCGCUUUCUUUUACGCGCCCUGUUUAGUCUGUGUCUCCCGCCAGCGGUGCGUGGUAUUGGUUGCACGCGCAUCCACCCGGGAGCACUGUUUUUCUUUUGAAGCUGCGUGGGUUUUCUUUCUUUCCGUGUGUCGCGGACAUUGUGAUUAAGUGCUCAGCAUCAUGUCGGCGGAAGAUGUGGAACAACAGGGGCCAGUUCCCGAUACUAUGUUGAAAGAAGAAGAAAAGGAUAGUGAAAACAAAGCUGCUAUGGAGUUGGAUGCUGAUGACCAAAAAAAAGAGUCAGAGCCUGGCGGGACCGAGACUGCAGCAGAUGAGAAAGAGGAAGCCAUGGAGGACGUUGAAGCUGAUGGUGACUCUCCAAAUAAAUCAAAGGAAGUUAAUGAAAUGGACCCAGCCUAUGAAGAAAAAAGGAAAACGGACAUGUCCAACAGAUUUGAGUAUCUUUUGAAGCAGACGGAGCUAUUUGCACAUUUUGUUCAACCAGCUGCGCAAAAGACGCCAACUUCCCCUUUAAAAAUGAAACCUGGUCGUCCUCGUCUAAAAAAAGAUGAAAAACAAGACUUGCUGUCUGCUGGAGAUUAUCGACAUCGCCGAACUGAACAGGAAGAAGAUGAGGAGCUCUUGACAGAAAGUUCCAAGGCAACUAAUAUUUGUACAAGAUUUGAAGACUCCCCUUCUUAUGUGAAAAGUGGUAAACUGAGAGAUUAUCAAGUCAGAGGACUUAACUGGUUAAUUUCUCUGUACGAGAAUGGCAUCAAUGGUAUCCUGGCUGAUGAAAUGGGUCUUGGUAAGACGCUGCAAACAAUUAGUCUUCUGGGAUAUAUGAAACACUAUAGAAGUAUUCCUGGCCCUCACAUGGUGUUGGUUCCAAAGUCUACCUUGCACAACUGGAUGGCUGAAUUUAAGAGAUGGGUACCUAGCCUGUGUGCAGUUUGUCUCAUAGGUGAUAAGGAUCAGAGAGCUGCCUUUAUUCGCGAUGUGCUGCUUCCUGGUGAAUGGGAUGUAUGUGUGACCUCCUAUGAAAUGUUGAUAAAAGAGAAAUCAGUAUUCAAGAAGUUUAAUUGGAGGUAUCUAGUGAUUGAUGAAGCUCACAGGAUAAAGAAUGAAAAAUCUAAGCUUUCUGAAAUUGUGAGAGAAUUUAAAACUACAAAUCGUUUGCUGCUUACUGGAACACCACUUCAGAAUAAUUUGCACGAACUGUGGGCACUUCUGAACUUUCUGUUGCCUGAUGUCUUUAAUUCUUCAGAGGAUAGAGCACACAGAAUUGGUCAAACAAAAACUGUGAGGGUGUUCAGGUUUAUCACAGACAACACUAUUGAAGAACGGAUAGUAGAGCGUGCAGAGAUGAAACUGAGAUUGGAUUCCAUAGUCAUUCAGCAAGGAAGAUUAGUUGACCAGAAUUUAAAUAAGCUUGGAAAGGAUGAAAUGCUUCAGAUGAUUCGACAUGGUGCUACUCAUGUGUUUGCGUCAAAAGAUAGUGAAAUUACUGAUGAAGAUAUUGAUGCCAUCUUAGAAAGAGGGGAGAAAAAAACUGCUGAAAUGAAAGAGAAGCUUUCAAAUAUGGGUGAAAGUUCCCUGAGAAACUUUACUAUGGACACUGAAUGCAGUGUGUACAAUUUUGAAGGUGAAGAUUACAGAGAGAAGCAAAAGAUGGCAUUUACUCAGUGGAUUGAGCCACCAAAACGUGAGCGAAAAGCGAAUUAUGCUGUGGAUGCAUAUUUUAGAGACGCUCUACGUGUUAGUGAGCCAAAAGUACCAAAGGCUCCCAGGCCACCCAAGCAACCAAACGUUCAGGAUUUCCAGUUCUUCCCUCCACGUCUUUUUGAGUUAUUGGAGAAAGAAAUACUAUAUUACAGAAAAACAAUUGGCUAUAAGGUGCCACGUAAUCCUGAGCUUCCAAAUGCAGCCCAAGCACAAAAGGAAGAUCAACAAAAGAUUGAUGAAGCAGAAGUACUAAAUGAUGAAGAGCUGGAAGAAAAAGAAAAACUUCUGACACAAGAGUAUUUCCCCUAA
Molecule: messenger RNA, 2232 nt
Organism: Bombina bombina (fire-bellied toad)
Lineage: Eukaryota; Metazoa; Chordata; Amphibia; Anura; Bombinatoridae
Gene: SMARCA5
Product: SWI/SNF related, matrix associated, actin dependent regulator of chromatin, subfamily a, member 5
Biological process (GO): nucleosome organization; regulation of transcription by RNA polymerase II
Cellular component (GO): chromatin; nucleus
Molecular function (GO): histone binding; nucleosome binding; ATP-dependent chromatin remodeler activity
Source: RefSeq, a predicted model, not a curated record